Molecule: messenger RNA, 696 nt
Organism: Leptopilina heterotoma
Lineage: Eukaryota; Metazoa; Arthropoda; Insecta; Hymenoptera; Figitidae
Exons: 2
Coding region: 37-696 (219 amino acids)
Source: RefSeq, a predicted model, not a curated record
AACUGACUGUAGAUUCGUAAUCAGUGACUAAGUUUUAUGAGAAUCCAACAAUUUUUUGAAAAUUUGUCCGCUUUUCUUCGUCAAAAUAAUCAUUUAAAUUGGAAGAGCUCAUCCGCAAAGAAGAUGGUGGGACGGACGAGCUUCAAGUCAUUCCACCAAAGAGAAAACACAUUCAGGAACAACAGACCGAAGCCAUACCCUGCAGAAAGAAAUUAUUUAUCUACAAACGCAGCCACACCAGAACCGUCGCUAAUUUCCAUCUCCGAAACUCAUUCAUCCACUCGCUUCAAAUCUUUCCCUGGUGUCAGGGAUUGUCUCAGGCAACAAUGGGAGCAGGAAGGACUAAAAGAAGAUGCAAUUGAUAUAUUGACAGCCACAAUAACGACAAGCACUGUGAAGCAAUAUAACUCGAUGCUCAAACAAUGGUGUUUAUUUUGCGAGGAGGAAGAAUUCGACCCUUUCAACUCAGAUAAGAAUACAGUUCUCCAAUUUCUCUCCAAGAGGUUCGCCGAAGGAGCCGGUUACAGCACUUUGAACUCGAUGAGGUCAUCCAUUUCUCUGAUAAAUAUUCAAGAUUUAUCAAACAGACUCCUCAUCCAGAGAUUUUUUAAAGGAGUUUUUAAAUUACGCCCUCCCGCUCCUCGAUACGAUUCAACUUGGGACGUAAGCGUUGUAUUAAAUAAAUUAGAAGAAUGA